AUGGAAAAGACCGAUCCUCAAUAUGACGACCUCAAUUAUGAUGACCUGACAACAGCUCUUAGUAGGUUAGAUACGAAGGUGAAGGGAGAGGCUAUGUAUGGUGAUGAUCCUAUAGUAUUAACUUAUCUUAAAAGUGAACUAGACUAUGUGAAGAAUCUCAUGGAGAAACGUGCAAUAGAAGAAACAACUUUCACCGAAGGAAACGAUGGUACAGUGAACAUUUCAGGACCAUCACGAAGUUCAACGGUUCCAGGGGUAGAUUUUGUGGAGGAUCCAAACAAUUUACUUCCAGAUGUUCUAGAUGCAUUUGAUGAUUCAUUUGACACUGAUUGGUUCAAUAUAGAGAAACGUCUGAGUAAACUAAAAAAGUUCUCAGAAGACCGACUCACAGUAAGUAAGAAAAGAGACUUUGAAAACUAAGUAGAACGUGUUCAGGCUGUCACAAGAGUUAUCAAGGGUAAGGAGGGACUAAUACUAGACCCUAAGAAUAAAUAUGUCAGGGAACUCAUCAAGAGAUCAUCUGUCAGAACACUCAAUGAUGGGACAGAGGUGUUGGUAUUUAGAAGUGAACAAGGUAUUGACAAAAGUGGGACACAAAUAAUGAAACGUGGUAAGACCAAGAUUCCAGUGUACUCCAAGAACUCCAUUGCAUUGAGAGAAUACAAGGACCUUAUAAAGAAAAUAAAAGAGGUACCUACGGAUCCCGACAAUAUAAUUGGAAGUGAUGAAUCAAUUUACGAGGACACUAAAGAAGAGCCACAAUUUGAUGAAAGUAGUGAGGAAUUCGCUGACCGUGAGAACAUUGGGUUAAUAGACAUAGGUGCAAAAAUAGGAGACCUUCCAGGGCUAACAAUGGAAGAAAACAAUGAACUGAGGGGUGUUCUUAACCCACCUGAGGGAUCAAGUAUGGAAGGCAGAAUAGGACCAGCAGGUACACUGCAAAUACAAGCGAAUUACUUUGAUGAAGCUAUUGGUAGAACUGUAGAGCAAUUAAGCCACUGAAGCUGAGGGUACAACUGAGUACAAUGCUCUUAUAGAAAGAAUUGAUAGUCUAAAGGAAGCUAGAGAUCGAACCCUAGAACAGAGAGUAUUAGAGGAAACCAAAGAGGCGCAGUUGGAAGAUAUUUCCAGAUUACGUAAGUUUGUGAAAUGGUUAGGGGAGGAGAAGGUGGGUCUAACUGGAAUAGCAAUAUCAACAGCAGGUCUACUAACAACUAUUCUUAUUCAUGCCCGGGGAGCCAUUGUGAAGACAGCAAAGGCCACUGGUAAAGUAGCAAAAGCAUUAGCAAAUUUAGCGAAGAAAGCAGGACCAAUUCUAGCUCCAAUCCUAAACACAGUUGCAACGGUGCUAUCGUGGGGAGCUAAAGGAAUUACCUGGUUAGCGUCACACUUAUGGGUAUUAGCUGUAGCGGCUGCCCUACUUGUGUACAACAAUUACAACAAGUAAAGUAUAAUGGAUAAACCUGUGGAAACCAAUGAAGCAUGGAUGGAUAGGGUAAGUGACGUUCGUGAUGAAUUCAAUAGUGAAUACUACGAGAUCUGGGAAGGAGACCUAGGAGCUGAGGACUUAGAUGAGCUGAAUAAAUUAUACCCUGGCUAUAGGGAAAUGAAACCUGAAGAUAUGGACUCUGAAAUAGACAUUCUCCGAAGGAAGAUAACGGGACCCGAGCAAUUGGAAGAGAAAGAGGAUAUUAAAAGAGAAAUUGAGUACGUUAGUCAGCUAAGAAGAAUGAAGACCUGGAAGAAUUCCGAAACCAAGUUAUAUCUUAACGCAACCCAUCGUACUCUCAAGGAAGAGGUAAAAAUAUUAGUUGUACUCAAGAGAAUAGCUAAGGCUGAAGUUAGAAGGAACGACUACUCGGAAAAAAUAAACAAGUAAAGAGUAUUAUAGGAAACCUAGGUUUCGAUCCUGAUGAGCCUGAAAAAGAGCUAGAAGUAGAGGAAGAAGAAGCAGCUAGGAAGAAGGAGGAAGAAGACCGUAUGAAGGCCGAAGAGCUAGAACGUUAUAGACUUAUGGAAGAAGCCAAAUGUCAGUGGUAGGAAGCUGAGACUAAGAGACGCCGGGAAGCUGUUGAGAGUGAUAAGGAAAAAACAGAGUACUGGAGAAAAAAGCUCGAAGAACGGGAAAAAGAAAAGUAUAAACCUAAGGAAGAACCUAAGAAAGAACCUAAGGAAGAACCUAAGGAAGAACCUAAUAAACCCAAGACAGAGAAGCCCUAUAGAGGUAAAGAACCCAAGAAGUCCAACAGAGGUAAGGAGACUAGGGAGCCUUUACCUGGGGUAGACACUGAAUGGGUAGAGGAUACUUUCAACUUUGAGAACCUCCUAUUUCAGGUCGCAGAGGAUAGUAUCCCAGAAGAUGAUCAACCUAUAUUCAGUGGUGAUAGUACGGAAAUCAUGUUGAAGGAUAUUAGAGAAGAUCUUACGAGACAUGAAAGAUUCAAAUCAUGGGUUGAAGAUAACUUCGGAUUUGUGCUUGCAGGUGUUAUGGUAUCAGUUGCUGCUCUUCUUUCAGCUAUUAUCAUACAGACUAGAAAACUAUCCUCAAUGACAGCAGAUUCCACGCACGGAGGCGGAGGUCCUUCACCGUCACCAUUUCCACUUCCUGAUAUAGUAAGCAAACUGAUUAAAUUCAUAUCAUCAAACUUAUGGGUGGUAGCUGUAGGUAUCGGAAUAAUUUUACUUUACAUGAACAGCUAA
Molecule: messenger RNA, 2700 nt
Organism: Paramuricea clavata
Lineage: Eukaryota; Metazoa; Cnidaria; Anthozoa; Malacalcyonacea; Plexauridae
Source: the annotation of a GenBank genome assembly